AUGCAACCUUCCCGCAGAAGCUCUCGAUUGUCUGAGAAAGUAACAUAUGCGCCGGUUUCCUCCGCCGCUGGGCCCUCUGAAUCUUCCCGAAAACGAGUCCGCAAGCAGCGCCGAGAAAUAGCUCCGUCACCACCGUCACCACCUGCUGCAGUUACCUCUUCCUCUGAUGACGAGGUUGAAGCUUUCCAACCCAAGGAGCCACGCUAUCAAGCAAGUCGUGCCUCUUUCCAGGCACGAAAUAAGGAGAAUCCCGAUUUGCUUCACUCGCACAUCACACCGAUCUCGAGUCGGUUUGUCACAAGCAAUGCAGCUGAAAGGUAUGAAAAGUUGGCUCCCCGGGGCUUCGUGAUUCAACAAAGGUUAGAUGUGAAUGAUGAGAACUUGUCUGAUGUGAAAAGAGUGGUAGUUAGGUCCGGACUGAUCUAUACUCUAAUUGACUGCGAUUUAUUUCACCCAAAUGUCGUGAAAGAGUUCAUUGCGAAUCUGGGGGCUGCUGAGAAUAGAGAGGAUGGCGUUGCUGUAUUUCUUCGUGGAUCUAUGGUAGAUUUCUCACCUACACUGAUCAAUGCUCUGUAUCUGAUUCCGGGAUUUGAAGAGGACCCUGACUACAUGACUGCUGACAUCGACAUUGUGUGCUCGUUUUUGACCGAUAAUCGAGUGCAACGUUGGGAAGACAUGAGCUCCAAAUACCUAACUCGGACAAAUCAGGUGCUCUACAAGCUCGUGUGCUCCAACUGGAUACCUACGACUAACUACACUUCAAUGAAUCAGGAGCGACUCAAGUUCCUCUACAUGCUUCAUCAUCACAGGAGUUUUGAUUUUGGUCAGUCCGUUUAUGAUCAGAUCAUCAGUUUUUCAGCUAACGUUAACACUGACAAGUCUCGGAGGAUCAUCUUCCCUACGCUGAUUCAGCAAGUCAUUGACUAUCAACGAACUGUGUUGUCUUUUGAAGAAGAUGAUGAGUACACAGGAUAUCCGAAGCUCGUUGUCAAAGACAUCAAGGCAGGUCGAGGACAGGGUGCUGAUGCUCGGUCUGUGGAUCUUUUGGCUGACAUUGAGCGAACCAUAGCUGAUCUGAAAAACAUUCGGAUUCGCUUGAGGAGGGGAGAAUACCCGCAGUACACACAACAGCCUUCACGGGAUGAGGAGGUUGUAAUGGAGCAGGACAGUGAUCAGAGUUCUAUGCUCAAGUAUGUUGAAAGAUCAAAACCUCCAGAGAUUGAUGAGUGUGAUAGAGUUGAUGAUGAGAAUAAUUAUGGCUUAAAGAAUGAUAAAGCAGAGGAAAAUAUGAAUGUGGAUGACAAAGAAGAAACUGAAAACGGGGCUGACUAUGUGGAUGCUUUUAACGUUAGAGAGGAAGAUGAGGUUUUAAAUGUUAGUGAUCCUGCAAAUUGGCGAAACAUUGAUCAGAGUUUAAAAGAUUAUAUGGUUGAAAAAGGUCCAAUGGCAAAGACUACAUGA
This is a messenger RNA of Brassica napus (rape), 1461 nucleotides long. RefSeq lists its product as uncharacterized. NCBI's taxonomy places the organism in Eukaryota, Viridiplantae, Streptophyta, Magnoliopsida, Brassicales, Brassicaceae. The record is from RefSeq and is a predicted model, not a curated record. Bases 1 to 1461 code for a protein of 486 amino acids. The transcript is spliced from 3 exons.